This is a messenger RNA of Larimichthys crocea (large yellow croaker), 5416 nucleotides long. RefSeq names its product cadherin 11, type 2, OB-cadherin (osteoblast) (gene cdh11). The coding region runs from base 729 to 3185 and encodes 818 amino acids. Gene Ontology annotation, biological process: adherens junction organization; multicellular organism development; cell-cell adhesion mediated by cadherin. Lineage: Eukaryota; Metazoa; Chordata; Actinopteri; Sciaenidae. Gene Ontology annotation, molecular function: beta-catenin binding; cadherin binding; calcium ion binding. Gene Ontology annotation, cellular component: adherens junction; catenin complex; plasma membrane. The record is from RefSeq and is a predicted model, not a curated record. The transcript is spliced from 16 exons.
CUUCUCUCACUCCGCUUCCGAAGCUCUUGGAGGGAGGACGGAUAAACGCCGCUGACGGUAUACCGGAUUUUGGUACCCGAAGGAGGGAGGGAUGCUCCGGUGAUUUCCCCUCUUUAGACACCCACCACCUCCUCACCACCAACAUUCCUCUUCAUCACUUUAUUAUCGGAACCUUAUCAAGACGCGCUCCUGCUCUGUCUUUUCUGGGUUUGGUAUUUUUGCCUCUGCGCUCCAGCGGAUAAAAAAAAAAAAACAGAGGAGAACAUUUUGGGUUAGAGGAGAGAUUCGAUUUUUCUCUUCUCCAAGCACCAAAGAAAAACCAAAAACUGGGCUUUCAUUCAGUGGAUGUGUUGGACAUCAGAGAAGAAGCAGUACUAGUUGAGAGAAGUGCUCGUUUCUCUGCUGGCUUGUAUGUUUGGGGGGAUUUGCUGGAGAGACGAGCUGCGCACGGAGUCUACUCCAAAGAUCUGUGUCGCCGUUCAGAGGAAAAAAAUUCAACGUAUCCGACGCCAGUGAUGAGCUAAAGGCUUCCAGAGUGAACGCACUGUGAGAGAAGAAAGGCCGUGACGUGAACGCCGGUGAUGAACAUCUGCACCGACAGCCCAUCUCAGCUAACGAACUAGGAAGUUCAUCAACAGGAUAUCACCUCAGUGGGAGCGGAGCUCCGCUGAGAGGAAACCAGAAAGCAGGGGGCGGAGCCAAGUGCACAGGUGCUCAGGUCGGGCGGGAUGGCGAUGCUGAAGAGGCAGGGCCUCGGGCUGGUCCGGGCCUUCCUGGUGUUGGUUGGAGUGUCGGCGCUCUGUAGCGUCGCGUUAGGAACCCGGAAAGGAAACGACUCUUUGGAUCAAAGGGGCCACAGACACAGACAUCCAGGUCACUUGUCGCUGCAUAGACACAGACAGAGGGGCGGGAAGGAAGGACAGGUACUGCACAGGUCCAAACGAGGAUGGGUCUGGAAUCAGUUCUUCGUCAUUGAGGAGUACACUGGACCCGACCCAGUGCUGGUGGGCAGGCUCCACUCAGACGUAGACUCGGGCGAUGGCAACAUCAAGUACAUCCUGUCCGGGGAAGGUGCCGGAACCAUCUUCGUUAUCGACGACAAGACGGGCAACAUCCACGCCACGAAAACCCUGGACCGCGAGGAGCAGGCCCAGUACACCUUAACAGCCCAGGCCGUGGACAGAGACACUAACAAGCCUUUGGAGCCUCCGUCAGAGUUCAUAGUGAAAGUUCAGGACAUCAACGAUAAUCCUCCUGAGUUUCUACAUGGCCCGUACUACGCCAGGGUGCCUGAGAUGUCCAAUGUUGGUACGUCGGUGAUGCAGGUGACGGCUACAGAUGCUGACGACCCCACCUACGGCAACAGUGCCAGGCUGGUGUACAGCAUACUGCAAGGACAGCCGUAUUUCUCUGUGGAGCCUCAGACAGGUAUAAUCCGCACCGCCUUGCCGAACAUGGACCGCGAGGCGCGUCAGGAGUACGACGUCGUCAUCCAGGCCAAAGACAUGGGCGGUCACAUGGGCGGGCUGUCGGGUACCACCGAGGUUAAAAUCACCCUCACGGACGUCAACGACAACCCUCCGAAGUUCCCACAGAGUGUGUACCCCAUGUCUGUAUCGGAGGAUAAAGUGCCGGGAGAGGAGGUGGGCCGCCUCAAGGCCAAAGACCCCGACCUCGGAGACAACGGGCUGGUGAACUACCGCAUAAUAGACGGAGACGGGAUAGGCAUGUUUGAGCUGAGCACCGACUCCGAGACCAGAGAGGCCGUUAUUAAACUGAAGAAGCCUGUGGACUUUGAAACUAAGCGUUCGUACACCUUGAAGGUGGAUGGAUCCAACCCUCACGUUGACCCUCAGUUCCUCGCCUGGGGGCCCUAUAAGGACGAAGCCACAAUAAAGAUAUCAGUGGAGGAUGCAGACGAGCCGCCCGUGUUUGUAGCUCCCAGUUAUACCUUUGAGGUAGAGGAGAACGCGCCCGAAGGCACCCUGGUGGGACGAGUCCACGCCAAGGACACUGAUGUUGCCAACAAUCCUGUCAGGUACAUGAUCCCUCGGUACACGGACGUGGAGCAGUUCUUCAGCGUCAACGCAGAAGACGGCAUGAUCACCACGACGAGACCUCUGGACAGAGAAACACAGGCCUGGCACAACAUCUCUGUGUCAGCCACAGAGAUAGGAGGCCACCACCAAGACACCAAAGUUCGUGUAAACAUCAAAGUGAAAGACGUGAACGACAACCCGCCGGAGUUUGGGAACGACAGAGAGAUCCACAUGUGUGAAUCUGUCCCCCUGGGGAAGGUUAUUGAAACAGUGAGCGCGACGGACAAAGACGAGAUGUCCCACAGACAACACUUCACGUUCAGCCUGGCUCCAGAAGUCGCCAACAACCACAACUUCUCCCUCAAAGACAACAGAGACAGCACAGCCAGCAUCUACGUGCUCCGUAAGGGAUUCAGCCGCGUGACGCAGGACGUUUACUUCCUUCCCAUCGAGAUCAACGACAACGGCUUCCCCGCCCUGAGCAGCACCAACACCCUGACCAUCAGAGUCUGCUCCUGCGACAGUAAAAACAGCGUCCUCUCCUGUAACGUGGAGCCCUACGUCCUGCCGGCCGGUCUCAGCACCGGGGCGCUCAUCGCUAUACUGGCCUGUAUCGUCAUUCUGCUGGCGAUAGUGGUGUUGUUUGUCGCGCUGAGGCGUCAGAAGAAGGAGCCGCUGAUCGUGUUCGAGGAGGAGGACAUCAGGGAGAACAUCAUCACCUAUGACGACGAGGGAGGCGGCGAGGAGGACACGGAAGCGUUCGACAUCGCUACGCUGCAGAACCCAGACGGUGCCAACGGUUUCCUGCCAAGAAAGGACAUCAAACCAGAGCUCCAGUAUCCCAUCAGGCCCGGCAGCGGCCGCCCCGCAGCCAACAGCGUCGACGUUGACGACUUCAUUAAGACUCGAAUCGCAGAGGCCGACAGCGACCCGACCGCACCUCCUUACGACUCCAUCCAGAUCUACGGAUACGAAGGCAGAGGAUCAUUGGCUGGGUCAUUGAGUUCCCUCGAGUCUGUCACAACAGAGUCUGACUUGGAUUAUGACUAUCUGCAGAGUUGGGGGCCGAGGUUUAAGAAGCUGGCAGAUUUGUACGGGACCAAAGACUGCUCCAUCCACGAUGGGGACGACGGUGAAGACUCUUAACAGUGGUCUUACUGAGUGGACGCCCCCCGAUUUCUGAUUUAUUGAUUCCACGAGGAUUCGUUAACUGAGGGUUAACGCUCCUCAACACCUUAUUGUUACCACCUGAUCAGUUCAUGCCAAUUUGUCGACGGACGUUAACAGCUCUGCCUCCCGUGGCGCCUCCCUGGUCCUCCAAGAUGAUUUGUUAAUGAACACAUAAUGAACGCUUGGACUCAAAACGCUCCCAGCUUUUCCCCAAAUCUCUCCUGUUCCCGUCUCCCACGUCUCUUUCCCGCUCUCUUUCUACAGACUGAGCAUCGCCGGGCUGGGAGAUUUGUUACGUCACCAGUUUGUCGGUUUGAAAGUAAAUUGUUGAGGGGAAAAAAAAUGUUGCUGUAUGAUCAAAAUGACUUGCUUAUAGCUAACUGUUUAGUUUAUUAGAGGUUCUAUAUACUUUGUGGACUGGAUUCACGUACUUCCUCUGCGGUUCCUGAGAGAAAUGGGGGUAAUAUUUCCCUUUAGUUCUCUUUGUGGUGUGAAAGGACACAGAAAGAGAGGAAGAGAGAGACGAAAGCAAACCGAAAGAGAAAGUUGGUAUGGGAUUCAGCAACCGCCUGAUGUUACGAACGAGAAAUAAAAAGGUGAUGAAGAUUGUGUCGUAGGAUCGAACAGUUGAAACAAAACUUUUUUUAAAAAAUUCGCUGUUGUGUGUGCGUGCAGAAUUCAGCCGGUCCUGUUGGUUUAGAAAGCGUGACAGACUCUGGGUUGUUGAUACUCUGAAGGAGCUCGCAGCGUCUUCACAGUAUGGUGGCCUUAUAAUAAAUUAACAACAACUCCAGAGGUGAACACAACACGUGGAAACGGUAGAGACCGCUAGCUUCAGUAGCUACACACACAUGGACUGAGUAUCUGUGAACAAGCUCCAUGAAUACUUCUGUUUCUGUUUCCGACUCCCAAAAAGACUCAAUUUGAAAACUGUGGAUGAUUCUUUGUUUUUCAUUCGUCACUGCAGAGAAGACGUGAGAAAAGAAAAGUUGCCCUUCUUCCUCGCCCACCCUCCCCCCGUGUCCCUCCCAUCAACAAUCACUUCCCAUAUACCGAGUCCACCAAUGAACGAUCACUUCCGUCAUUCAGAGUCCACCAAUGAUGAUCAAUCACGAUGAGUAAAAACCUGUGAGCUCUAAAAAUCGCCUUAAACUUAACGGACACUCUUGCAAACGCAGUGCAUUCUCUUUUUUUUUUUUUUUUUUUUUUUUUUUUUUUUCUUUUUUGUAACUUGAAGUAUAUUCAGAAAGCAAACUAUUCUCCAUGUUAGGUAUGUACAGAGCAAAAACGUGUGCAGACGUGUGAUAUAUCACUUUGAGGAUCCAACUUGCGCCUCGUGCACUCUUUUAAAACAGGAUGUUGUUGCUGUUUCUGCCGGCGCGCUAAAUGUCGACCCGGGAAAACGCGCGUUGUGUUUCCGUUUUCCACGACACUCCAGCUGACGUUGGCGGCGUGGGCGGCGGCGACGCCUGUUGUAUCAACACGCGUCGCUAUGGAAACAUAAAAAAUGUGCACAUUGGAAAAUAACACAAGGUGUGUUUUCUGAGCCGCAUAUACGAAGAGGCGGAAAGCAGAACAUCCUUUUUAAGCGUGCAGAUUCUUGUUCAAUCUCUUUUUUAAUGUUAUUAUAUUAUUAUGAUUAUUAUUGUUGUUUUUUAUUAUUAUUAUUAUCAUUAUUAUGACAAUAAUUGUUCUUUCUUUGGCUGCAGCUACACAGGAACAAAUUCAUGUUUAACUCUUUGCAGCUCUUACGGGUGUCUGAACUAUUUUUGGGCAGCGAUAAGAAACGUACUGCCAGAAGUUAAAUGUAAGUUUUUGUUUUGAAGCUUGUGUGAACACAACCUCUCAUUUUCUUUUGUUUCUGUUUCUUUUUUUAUUUUCAUGAUUUGGCGUUUCUUCGUUCUUUCUCCCUGUUCAAGAGGAAAACUAGCAAUCUGUGUUUGUUGCAGUGAGAGAACGCCUCGUUUUUAUUCUCUGUCAAGUUUUAUGGUACCGAUUUGUACAAUUUUAAAAGUUCUUAUUUUAGUAUACAUGCAGAAUAUUCCAGUAUUACAACAAAAAACAUGUUAAGAAGAUAAGAUUAAAAAAAAAAAAUGUUACAGCAUCACACUUAUAUUUUCUGAACAUUGUACUGUUGCUUUACUAUGUGCUUCAAUCUCCGAAGCGAAAAAAAACUUUGAAAUAAAUGCUCUUUUUAUAAAACGAUA